AUGUCACAAUCACAACAACCAGGACUAAACGUCAUAGCCUUAAUAUCCGGUGGUAAAGAUUCUCUCUACUCUAUCCUACACUGCAUCCACAACGGCCACAAAGUAGUCGCCCUAGCGAAUCUCCACCCGCAAACAAGAAACUCAUCGAAUCCUUCCCAAGAAGAUGAAGACAUUGACAGUUUCAUGUACCAAACAAUCGGCCACAGCAUAAUUCCCCUCUAUGAAGAAGCCCUCGGUAUUCCUCUCUACCGUGCGGAAAUUAAAGGUGGUGCUGUGGAUACGGCCCGCAUAUAUAGACAUGACGCGGCAGACCAGGCCGCCGAGCUACCAAGUACCGAAGAUGAAUAUGAAGACGAGACUGAAUCUCUGGUUCCGUUGUUACGCCGUGUUAUGAAGGCUCAUCCUGAUGCUAAUGCUGUCUCUGCCGGCGCUAUCCUGUCUACGUAUCAGCGCACCCGUAUCGAGAAUGUCGCUGGGAGACUGGGUCUCAUACCACUUGCCUGGCUAUGGAUGUAUCCGUCGCUGCCGGCGCCUGUUGAGCGGGAUGCAGAUGUGAUGGCUGUGAUGCAGUCGGGGCUAUUGGAGGAUAUGGCUGCUAUCAGGUGUGAUGCGAGGAUCAUCAAAGUCGCCUCUGGUGGGUUAGACGAUGGGUUUUUGUGGGAGAAUGUUUCUGGCGAGGGAAAUGGCGGACGGGCGCUAAGGAGACGGGUUCUCAAGGCUAUGAGUCGCUUUGCUGCGCCGGAGGAUAUUAAGGGCGCUGUGCUGGGUGAGGGUGGUGAGUAUGAGACGUUGGCGUUGGAUGGGCCUGCAUUUUUGUGGAAGAAAAGAAUUGAGAUUUCGACUAGGGACACUGGGUCUGCGGAGGGUGGUGUUGCUUUUAUGAAGCUGAAGGAUGCUAGAGUCGUUCCGAAAGAUCUUGAGGUUGCACCUCUCAGGCCGGCUGAUGUGAGGAGGCCGAUUUUGCUAGAUGAGAAGUUCGUUGCUGCUUUGCACGACCUUCGAUCAGUUUCUUCCAGUGCGAUGGAGUCCAGAUCUCAUAAAUCUACUGGGCCAUCGCCUGAUUGGUCUAUCUGUGAGCCUCGUCAUUGCCAAUCUGAGAAGACAUGGACAAUCGCAAAUAUCGUUGCGCCUGAGGCUGGUCCUGGCGCUGGUGACCAGAUGAAUGCAAUUGUCGACAAGGUGCGAUUGGCCCUGGGGGCAAGUCCUCGUUCUACGGAUGAUAUCGUUUUCGCUACAGUGUUGCUCCGAUCGAUGGGCGAUUUCGCAUUGAUGAACAAUGUCUACAAUUCCUUAUUCAAAAAGCCCAAUCCCCCUGCUCGAGCGACUGUUGCAUGUGGCGACGCACUCCCGUCUAAUGUGAAGGUGAUGGUCUCAUUUGUGGUGGACAGAGGCGAUCGAAACCAUCGACAGGGCCUGCAUGUGCAGUCCCGAUCAUACUGGGCCCCGGCGAACAUUGGACCCUACUCACAAGCGAUUUCCAUCCCGAUCCAUGACCAAACCAGAGUGAUCUAUAUUGCAGGCCAAAUUCCUUUGGAACCGGCCUCCAUGGAACUGGCUACCAAUGAAAAAUCUUGGCUCGAGAAUUAUUGUCUACGGGUCGUAUUGGCCCUCCAGCAUUUGUGGCGCAUUGGCGAGGCCAUGCAGGUGAACUGGUGGCUGGGCACUGUGGCAUUUGUGACUGGUGGAGAGUACAUUGAGACUCAAGCCCGGGUGGCGUGGUAUCUGUGGAAGAAGAUGCAUUCUCGUCCGGAAAGCGCCGAUGAUGAUGAUGAUGAGGGCCCACAGCUUGAUGCAUGGGAUAUCAAAUAUGGACGUCGGUCAGAGGAGCUAGUGCCUGAAGCUGUUUCCUCCACGUUGCCUAACUUUAAUGUUCUGGACGAGGAAGCUUCGACUACCAUACCACCAUUCCUGGCGGUUCAGGUUGACGAGCUUCCCCGAGGUAGUGAUAUUGAAUGGCAAGGUCUGGGAAGCCACUGUGAAGAGGCCAGACUGGAAAGUAGUGGCGAAUGCGUUUCCACCACCACCGUUGGUAGAUACAGCUAUCUUUCUGUCGAGAUUGAAGGCGAUGAUUCGCAUGACCUGCAAGAAGGUCUUCGCUCGGUAAUAACUAGUCAUUGCCAAGGCCAGGGCGUGUCACAGAUGGUGUUAUACACCACGCAAUCUGUACCGGAGGAUCUCUGGAUCGGACAGAUUGUUCCAUGUCGAUCAGUAUGGGGUAUGGAAGGAAGACAACUAAUAGCGGCAGUAGUUGUGCAGAAGGAAGUUGUAUAG
This is a messenger RNA of Penicillium taxi, 2271 nucleotides long. Its product is annotated as diphthine--ammonia ligase family protein. Bases 1 to 2271 code for a protein of 756 amino acids. NCBI's taxonomy places the organism in Eukaryota, Fungi, Ascomycota, Eurotiomycetes, Eurotiales, Aspergillaceae. Gene Ontology annotation, biological process: protein histidyl modification to diphthamide. Gene Ontology annotation, molecular function: diphthine-ammonia ligase activity. The record is from RefSeq and is a predicted model, not a curated record. The transcript has a single exon.